Messenger RNA from Aureococcus anophagefferens, 2613 nucleotides. RefSeq lists its product as hypothetical. Bases 1 to 2613 code for a protein of 870 amino acids. NCBI's taxonomy places the organism in Eukaryota, Pelagophyceae, Pelagomonadales, Pelagomonadaceae. The transcript has 9 exons. The record is from RefSeq and is a predicted model, not a curated record.
AUGUCCUCCAGCGACGAUCGGUACCCACCCGGCAUCGAUGGAUGGGACUUGCCUCAGUUACGAAAACACAAAGAUUAUCAUAGCAUAGUAGUUAAAGCCCCAACUAAAGGAGGGCAUCUAAAGGCGAUAAAGUUAUAUUGGAGAAGUAAUCCUCCGGGCGGGGACGGAUACGCGGCGUACCUGAGGCAAUUGUCGCAAUCGUCUGGAAUCUCGGAGGAGGAGCAGGGGGGGGAGGAGGAGGAUGACGAGGAGGAGGAUGACGAGGAGGAACCGGCGCUCGGGGGAGCGGGUAGCCGUGGUGCGGCGUCCAAGGGAGCGCUGGUGCCCGAGCAGCAGCAGGAGGAGGAGGAGGAGGAGGUAAAGGAGGAGGAGGAGGAGGUGGGGGAGGAGGAACCAACACCGCUUGCAACUCUUGCGCUGCUCGGGCCAGCGCCAGCACCGGCGCACGCGCCAGCACCGCCGCCGGCGCCCGAGCUUGAUGAGGAGGGUCGGAGAAAAAAAAGGAAAAAAGAAGCGGAUGCGAAAAGAGGAAAAGCAGAUACGAUAAAAUGGCAGAAUAUUCGGGCAAGAGAGGAGGCAUUAGACCUCGAGAACCCCCCUGCGCCCCGAACCUGUAAGGUUAUCGCGUCUUUGUCCGCCGCAGGGCCGAUUCUAAAUAAAGGUGACGUUUUUAUGUCUAAAGCACAGAGCACUAUGAUAGUUAAAGAACUUUUUGAGAGUAUGAAAAAAAUAGCCGUUGUUUGGAAGCGCGGCGGGAGCCGUAAACAAAACUGGAAUUCAUAUAACUGCGCGUGCAGAGAAGAAAAGGACGGGGUUUUUUGCAUGCAAGUAGAUUUUCUUUACCAAGACUCCACACAAGUGUGGCUUUGCAAGAAGAUACCCGCCCCCCCUUUUUGCUCAGCUGGAAAGUCCUCGGAUAGGAAGACGAACUACCACCCCGAGGACCUUGUUCCAUGCAUGAGUUCACUCGGCAAAUAUGCUGAAAUAACAGCUGAAGCAGUGAGGAAAGAAUGUAUGGACUAUUGUCCAGCACGGAAAAUGCCCAAGAAGGCUACAGAUGCGAUGGUACUGGACCUAACCAAUGGUUUUAUACAGACUUUAGUGCGACUAACCAAGGAGCGGCGUAUGGGGAUUAGCAAGGAAGCGCCGAAAGGCAAACGAAAAUGUAUACUGUGCGAAGGGCCAAAUUUCCUCAAGGACCCUGUCGGCAAGGAUUGGGAGUGUGAAGAUUGUGGCAAAACAAUCUGUCCAUUUUGCUUCCACGAGAAAGAGCCUGGACACAAGUGCACGGAAGAGGGUAUGAAGACGCUGAACGAGUUUCUGUUAGCAGACCUCAAAGACAAGAAGUUCGUGACAGUCUAUGGGCUCGCUCCCCCCCAAUGGGAGCAACAAAUAGAUGCUUAUAGGAGGUUCUCUGCCAGCGACUUCGCGCAUUGCAACGAAGGACUCCUGCAAUGCAACGGGCAGAUAGCAGUCAGGCUGUGGUACGGCUGGGACCGGCUGAACGGACUGAGCAAAGCCGCAGCUAGCUCAAUCGACAAGGACCCCGGAGGGGACAUACAGGCAUGUUGGGUUGAUGCCCUGGAUGGGGACAAAGGGGGAAAUGCUUCAACUGAAUUUAAUCAUGCACGAGGGACUGAUCGACGACACGCUGACCUACCCUUUCUGUACGCGCCGAGAAAGGGGCAGGCCUCCGAAAAACCAACGAUGGUUGCCAAAAAAGAACCAGAGUUCCGAAAUGUCAAGAGUGCGGCAGGAGGGGUCACUGCUUAUCGAGAAAUAUGGGCGACUGGGAAUCAUGUCGCUGUAGAGAUGCAACGAGCAGCAGGGUUGCAAUACCGAGAGAGGCGAACGGAUUUCAUCCAGCAGCUCGCAAAGAGUAAAGAGUACCAGCGUAUUAACGACCACGACCUCGACGCCUGGGCUAAGAUAUUUGAAACAGUGGCAGGGCUAGAAUCCAAUUCCGAAUUUUUCGAUGAGCGUGACGAGGAUCAUCAGAAGGAGGUAAAAGCGGCCUACAACGCCGCGGUGCAGCGACACGAACAGGAGCAGGAAGCGUGGCCGAGCAGGCAAAUCGGACAGUUCCUAUUGUUUCACGCCAAGGCAAGAGAUGAGCAGGGUUUACGUUCUCUGACAAUUCAAGGAUGUAGACCCAGUGAAUGGCAGUGGCUUUAUGAUGCAUUCCGCGAAUGCUCCUUUGAUCGCGUAGACCUCGACGACCAAGUUGUUUGGAACCACAUAAUGGAACAAUAUGUAGAAGUGCAGAGUUCGCUCCUGUUCCAUGAUGAUGAUGAUGAUGAUGAAGGACCAGCACCAACACCAGGGCCACCGCCAGCGAAAGAACCACAAUUUGGGCUUCCCCCUGAUUUAUUAACUUGGCUCAAAGAUGAGGACAAUUGGCUCCACUGUUAUUACAAGGACCCAGCGAUAAAAAGUGUCGUGGAAGCGCAACUGGGACGAGAACUCACGGAUAGUGAGAGGAGGGAGGCGACGAAACUUGUACGGAGGAUGACAACAAUGAAGGACAAGAAGGAUGAGAGUGAUGAAUGGAGCCCCUCGCAGCAGCGCCUGCAACAGAAGGGCCAGAAGGAAUCGGUCCGAGAGAGAGUUUGA